Molecule: messenger RNA, 2715 nt
Organism: Nyctereutes procyonoides (raccoon dog)
Lineage: Eukaryota; Metazoa; Chordata; Mammalia; Carnivora; Canidae
Gene: SOX8
Product: SRY-box transcription factor 8
Exons: 3
Coding region: 13-1410 (465 amino acids)
Biological process (GO): negative regulation of transcription by RNA polymerase II; morphogenesis of an epithelium; peripheral nervous system development
Cellular component (GO): nucleus
Molecular function (GO): DNA-binding transcription factor activity, RNA polymerase II-specific; RNA polymerase II cis-regulatory region sequence-specific DNA binding
Source: RefSeq, a predicted model, not a curated record
CGCGCGGCCCCGAUGCUGGACAUGAGCGAGGCCCGCGCGCAGCCGCCCUGCAGCCCGUCGGGCACCGCGAGCUCCAUGUCGCACGUGGAGGACUCGGACUCGGACGCGCCGCCGUCGCCCGCGGGCUCGGAGGGCCUGGGCCGCGCGGGGGGCGCGGGGGGCGCGGGGGGCGGCGGCCGGGGCGACGCGGCGGAGGCGGCGGACGAGCGCUUCCCCGCCUGCAUCCGCGACGCCGUGUCGCAGGUGCUCAAGGGCUACGACUGGAGCCUGGUGCCCAUGCCGGUGCGCGGCGGCGGCGGCGGGGCGCUCAAGGCCAAGCCGCACGUGAAGCGGCCCAUGAACGCCUUCAUGGUGUGGGCGCAGGCGGCGCGCCGCAAGCUGGCGGACCAGUACCCGCACCUGCACAACGCCGAGCUCAGCAAGACGCUGGGCAAGCUGUGGCGCUUGCUGAGCGAGAGCGAGAAGCGCCCCUUCGUGGAGGAGGCGGAGCGGCUGCGCGUCCAGCACAAGAAAGACCACCCGGAUUACAAGUACCAGCCGCGCCGCAGGAAGAGCGUGAAGACGGGCCAGGGCGACUCUGACUCUGGGGCCGAACUGGGCCCCCACCCUGGCAGUGCCGUGUACAAGGCCGACGCGGGCCUCGGGGAGCCACACCACCACGGCGACCACGCAGGGCAGACCCACGGGCCACCCACCCCGCCCACCACCCCCAAGACGGACCUACACCACGGGGGCAAGCCGGAGCUGAAGCUGGAAGGCCGCCGCCUGGCGGACAGCGGGCGCCAGAACAUCGAUUUCAGCAACGUGGACAUCUCGGAGCUGAGCAGCGAGGUCAUCGGCAACAUGGACACCUUCGACGUGCACGAGUUCGACCAGUACCUGCCCCUCAAUGGCCACUCGGCUCUGCCCACAGAGCCGGGCCAGCCCGCCGCCGGCUCCUACGGGGCUGCCUCCUACUCGCACUCGGCAGCGGCCGGCAUCGGGGCGUCCCCCGUGUGGGCCCACAAGGGAGCCCCCUCGGCCUCGGCGUCGCCCACCGAGGCGGGGCCCCCGCGGCCACACAUCAAGACGGAGCAGCUGAGCCCCAGCCACUACGGCGACCAGUCGCACAGUUCCCCAGGCCGGGCCGACUACGGCUCCUACAGUGGCCAGGCCAGCGUCACCACGGCCGCCCCUGCCGCGGCCGCCACCUCCUUCACCAGCUCGCAGUGUGACUACACCGACCUGCAGGCCCCCAGCUACUACAGCCCGUACCCCGGCUGCCCGUCCAGCCUCUACCAGUGCCCCUACUUCCACCCUUCGCGGCGGCCCUACGCCUCGCCCCUGCUCGGCGGCCUCUCGGUGCCACCUGCCCACAGCCCGCCUGGCAACUGGGACCAGCCCGUGUACACGACACUGACCAGGCCCUGAGGGCACCGCAAUCCAGGGAGGGGACCGGCGUAGCAGACUCGGGGAUGGAGAACCUUUAUCUCAGCAAAGACAGAGCCUCGGGUCUUCCAGAAGGGGUGUGUGUGCUCGCUCACGACGGGACAGGAGGUGGUGGCUCUGGCAGGUGCCUGGUCACAUGUGCAGAGGGAGCCACACUUUGUGACUGAGGCCACGCGGCUUCCAGAUCUUUGGCGACAAAGCUCUCCCACACUCUCUUUGCGGUGACUGGCGACUCUGGAACCGGGGACGGCGGCCACGGUGUCGCGUGGAGUCCUCUUCCCCACGGACACCAAUGCCUCGGUUUUGCAUAUCAGUAGACACAAAGCAGCCACAGCAUAAAACAGAAAGGAGGGAAGAGGUGUGGGGUCUCGGCCGCCUGUGUUCCAAGGUCCCUGCCAGCCUCGCGGGGAGCUCCCAGGACACGGGAACCGGUGGGCAGUGCAGGGCAGCCACAGCCUGGCGGAGCGCUUGGGUCCAGUCCAGCAGAUCUCAGGUGCCCCUGCAGUUAGGCUCUUCCUAAGCGAGGUUUGGCUGCAACUAACACUUCUCUCUUCUUAUUUUAUUUUUUUAGUUUUUAUUUUUUGAAGCUUAAAACACGUUCGAUUCGUUCCGGAAGCUGUUGAAAUGUAUUUAUGUUCUGUAUUAUUUUAUCUUUAAUUAAUGAUUUGUGCAGAGAGUAGACUUUAAGACUGAAAGGAGGCCAGGACCCCGAGGGAGGGAGGGAGGGAGGCAGGGAGGCGAGGCCGGCUGCUGCGUCCUCUGUCUCUGUCUCUGGCCUGGCCACAGCAUCAAGGCAGGUUUAGCAGGCGGGGGCAUCGCCGAGGUCGCUCCCUGCCUACCACCGUGCCCGUAGUGGACGGGGUGGCUGGAGAAGCAUGUGACUCUCGGCCCUUAGGAACCAGACGCCACCUCCAAGCUGUGAAAGUAAAACCUCCACUAAAGCGUUUAGAGUCUUAGUUUUAGGCGAAUAACCCCUGAUUGACGCGUUUGCUUCUGCUGUGUGCCAAGCACUGAUAACCCCUACUUCAUGGAAACUUGUGCCUUUACACUUUGUACAUUUAAAGACACCUGAGAAGUUGCUUCUUUUUACUUUUUCUACUUUUUCCUACCUUUUUCUAGAAAAAAAAAAGGAAUUUUUUUUUUUUUUUUUUUGCGUAUCUCUUUCUGGGGGUGGGGGCAGCAAACUCAUUUUUAUGCAAAAUCUGUUGUCCUGCGCCUGCGUGGAGUUUGGGCUUCCGCUGUCACUUACCCGCUCUGUUCCACGACUUUCUGACCAAGCAAUGCUAA